AUGCUUUUUGGACUGGCCGCCCAUGUUUCUCGGAUUGCCCCGCCUAUUGCUCCGCCUACUCAAGGAGGUGCCGAAAUGGGCGAAGAAAGUCACACGGUGGGAGGUGGAGAUGCCUUAUCUGCUGCGGUUGAUGAUCUGUGCCCUCGUGCUCACCUUCACCGUCGUCGACGUCGUCCAUUCGUCACCUCAACGACGAUUUUGUGGCAAACACCUCACCAAAAGGUUAAUUGA
Molecule: messenger RNA, 231 nt
Organism: Haemonchus placei
Lineage: Eukaryota; Metazoa; Nematoda; Chromadorea; Rhabditida; Trichostrongylidae
Source: the annotation of a GenBank genome assembly